AUGAUUUCUCUAAAGUUUAAACAUGAAUUAAACAAAUUAGAGUGGACGUCCAAUGCCGCCGGUGUUAAAGUUCCCAGUAAAGUAUCCAGCCGUGCUAAAGCCUCCAGCCGUGCUAAAGUCUCCAGCCGUGCUAAAGUCUCCAGUAAAGUCUCCAGCAGUGCUAAAGCCUCCAGCCGUGCUAAAGUCUCCAGCCGUGCUAAAGUCUCCAGCCGUGCUAAAGUCUCCAGUAAAGUCUCCAGCAGUGCUAAAGUCUCCAGUAAAGUAUCCAGCCGUGCUAAAGCCUCCAGCCGUGCUAAAGUCUCCAGCCGUGCUAAAGUCUCCAGCCGUGCUAAAGUUCCCAGUAAAGUCUCCAGCAGUGCUAAAGUCUCCAGUAAAGUAUCCAGCCGUGCUAAAGCCUCCAGCCGUGCUAAAGUCUCCAGCCGUGCUAAAGUCUCCAGCCGUGCUAAAGUUCCCAGUAAAGUCUCCAGCAGUGCUAAAGUCUCCAGUAAAGUAUCCAGCCGUGCUAAAGUCUCCAGCCGUGCUAAAGUUCCCAGUAAAGUCUCCAGCCGUGCUAAAGUCCCCAGUAAAGUAUCCAGCCGUGCUAAAGUCCCCAGUAAAGUAUCCAGCCGUGCUAAAGUCUCCAGCCGUGCUAAAGUUCCCAGUAAAGUCUCCAGUAGUGCGAAAGUCUCCAGCCGUGCUAAAGUCUCCAGUAAAGUCUCCAGGCGUGCUAAAGUCUCCAGUAAAGUCUCCAGCCGUGCUAAAUCCCCAGUAAAGUCUCCAGCCGUGCUAAAGUCUCCAGCCGUGCUAAAGUCCCCAGUAAAGUCUCCAGCCGUGCUAAAGUCUCCAGCCGUGCUAAAGUCUCCAGUAAAGUCUCCAGCCGUGCUAAAGUCUCCAGCCGUGUUAAAGUCCCCAGUAAAGUCUCCAGCCGUGCUAAAGUCCCCAGUAAAGUCUCCAGCCGUGCUAAAGUCUCCAGCCGUGUUAAAGUCCCCAGUAAAGUCUCCAGCCGUGCUAAAGUCUCCAGCCGUGCUAAAGUCUCCAGCAGUUAAAGUAUCCAGCCGUGCUAAAGUCUCCAGCCGUGCUAAAGUCUCCAGUAAAGUCUCCAGGCGUGCUAAAGUCUCCAGUAACGUCUCCAGCCGUGCUAAAGUCUCCAGCCGUGUUAAAGUCCCCAGUAAAGUCUCCAGCCGUGCUAAAGUCCCCAGUAAAGUCUCCAGCCGUGCUAAAGUCUCCAGCCGUGUUAAAGUCCCCAGUAAAGUCUCCAGCCGUGCUAAAGUCCCCAGUAAAGUCUCCAGCCGUGCUAAAGUCUCCAGCCGUGUUAAAGUCCCCAGUAAAGUCUCCAGCCGUGCUAAAGUCUCCAGCCGUGCUAAAGUCUCCAGCCGUGCUAAAGUUCCCAGUAAAGUCUCCAGCAGUGCUAAAGUCUCCAGCCGUGCUAAAGUCUCCAGUAAAGUCUCCAGCCGUGCUAAAGUCUCCAGUAAAGUCUCCAGCCGUGCUAAAGUCUCCAGCCGUGUUAAAGUCCCCAGUAAAGUCUCCAGCCGUGCUAAAGUCCACAGUAAAGUCUCCAGCCGUGCUAAAGUCUCCAGCCGUGCUAAAGUCUCCAGUAAAGUCUCCAGCCGUGCUAAAGUCUCCGCCGUGUUAAAGUCCCCCAGUAAAGUCUCCAGUCGUGCUAAAGUCCCCAGUAAAGUCUCCAGCCGUGCUAAAGUCCCCAGUAAAGUCUCCAGCCGUGCUAAAGUCUCCAGCCGUGUUAAAGUCCCCAAAUGGGUCCACAAGCUGACCCAAGCUUUUAGGCAGGUAGAUGAACAUCAGUAUACUGAACCGUGGUGGUUUGUAGAUAAUGAGAUAAUUUGA
Physella acuta is the source of this 1821-nucleotide messenger RNA. RefSeq names its product neurofilament heavy polypeptide-like. Lineage: Eukaryota; Metazoa; Mollusca; Gastropoda; Physidae. The record is from RefSeq and is a predicted model, not a curated record.